This is a messenger RNA of Acromyrmex echinatior (Panamanian leafcutter ant), 743 nucleotides long. Its product is annotated as UNC93-like protein. The record is from RefSeq and is a predicted model, not a curated record. NCBI's taxonomy places the organism in Eukaryota, Metazoa, Arthropoda, Insecta, Hymenoptera, Formicidae. Gene Ontology annotation, molecular function: potassium channel regulator activity. Gene Ontology annotation, cellular component: striated muscle dense body; plasma membrane. Gene Ontology annotation, biological process: regulation of potassium ion transport; regulation of muscle contraction.
AGAAGGGGACAGGACUCGCGAUAUGGUGUACACGUGCAACUACACUUCGCCAUGGUGGGAGACCACCACUACCAUCGGCAUCGACGGCGGGGAUACUCUCGAUCUUCGAUUUUCAAGGUCGCGCAGCAACUUGACCGCUUGUACCUUACUCGUUACAUCAUCGCUGCUGGAAAACGACAUGGGAGAACAGCAUGGAGAGGAACGCGGAGACGCCUCGUCGCGUCGCGGAAACGGCAGAGUCCUUCGGAGCGCCAAGUCACGCGCAUUGAAAGCAAAAGAUGUGUAUCACCGGUGUUUCAUCCGGAUAAUUAACGACCUCGACUUAAGUAACUCGAUCCCGUAAUUUUAUUUCGAGCUUGCGAAACAGUCUGGCAAUUUCUACGAUCGCUGAUCACUUCCAGCCUGCAAGGAAUAAUCGGUCCUCGAUUCAUCGCCACGAGCACAAUGAGCGUCACGAGGUGAUUAACCCCGCGGCUCGAAGAGCGGCACGCACCAACCUAAGUACAUAGAUACCUGGCAUGCGAUCGCCGUAACAUUGACACACUUCCCCGUACCUCUCUCGUGUGUCACAGCUCACCGCUGUAUAAUGACAAAGGCGGUUUGUCGUCUCGCCUUGAGAGGCGGCCGCAGCAGGACGCGCAUGUCCUGCUGCACGUCGUGAUCGCGAUCGCGAUCGUUAAUCGGAGAACGUGGUCCUCGGGACAAGCUAAAUGGGAUAAUAUCGCAUACCAUGAUUAUUCAUC